Molecule: messenger RNA, 1766 nt
Organism: Thrips palmi
Lineage: Eukaryota; Metazoa; Arthropoda; Insecta; Thysanoptera; Thripidae
Product: serine protease snake-like
Exons: 7
Coding region: 92-1291 (399 amino acids)
Biological process (GO): proteolysis
Molecular function (GO): serine-type endopeptidase activity
Source: RefSeq, a predicted model, not a curated record
UCCAUCGCGGAACAGCGUGUAUGCCGGCUCUAGUCAGCGAUCAGUGCGCCGACUCGAGACUCUGCUGCCGUCGACUGCUGGGCACGCCACCAUGUGGGCUCCGUUGCUGUUGUUUGCGACUCACACGGCUGUCAGUGGAAUGUCUCUCAGCAUCCUGGGUACAGAUUGUCAGACUUCAGUGGGCACAAACGGGAGCUGCAUCAGAAGAAGCGAAUGUCAGUGGGCGCUAGAGGAGCUGAAACUCGGACGCCGCCCUAAAUACUGCCUGAACUCGCUCCCCACCGUGAUCGUCUGCUGUCCAGCCGAUGGUGCCACCACCCCGUCAGACGACCUGCCUCCUCCCGGGCUCAUGUCCAACCGGUCCAAGGCCGUGGGAGACGUUGCACGUAGAAAGUGCAAGGAGUACGGAGAGUUGGUCUACCAGGAAGUGGAAGUGCCUGCUCUCAUCGCCAGGCGGGAGCGCAGAAGCCAAUGCGUCUCCACGGUGAAGUCGCUGAUUGUCGGAGGUUCGAAAGCCGAGGCCAAGGAGUUUCCCCACAUGGCCUUGUUGGGCUGCCGCUGCGGCUCCUCUCACUUGGACUGCGACGGUGACUUGAACUUCUUCUGCGGGGGCUCACUCAUUUCCCCCAACUUCAUCCUCACUGCAGCACACUGCCUCUAUGCACGGAACAAAACGGUGCAGCUGGUGCUGCUGGGUUCGCUGGAUCGGAUCAACAUGACGGAGGCGGACUACGAGCAGCUCAUCGGCGUGGCGGAGCGCAUCCCCCACCCCAAGUACACCUCCAGCUCCACGUACCACGACAUCGCCCUCCUGCGCCUGGAGAGCGACGCCGUCCUCAGCGGCCACGUUCGGCCGGCCUGCCUGCACACCGGGGAGCCCAUGGAUCAGCAGGCCGUGCCCGUCGCCACCGGCUGGGGCUUCACCGACCUGGUCGGCGAGCCUAGCGACGUCCUGAAGAAGGUGGGUCUACGCCUUGUGGCGGACGACGCCUGCCGGUCCAGCUACGCGAGCCACAACCCCACGAGGCUUGCCAACGGCAUAGACUCGGCGUCACAGCUGUGCGCAGGCGGCGAGUUAAACCGGGACACGUGCUUCGGCGACUCUGGAGGCCCGCUACAGGUGUACGCCACCAACACCACGCAGACCCCCGACGAACCCUUCUGCAUGUACAAGAUCCUGGGCGUGACGUCCUUCUCCAAGUUCGCGUGCGGCCUCAAAGACCCCGGCGUGUACACGAGGGUCUCGUCCUACGUGGCAUGGAUCGAGAACAUCGUCUGGCCACAGCAGUGACACAUCAAGAAAAGCUGACAUUAAAAUGGUGAUGUAAAAUGAUUGACAUGAAAACGAUCUCCUCUCCCAUUGACGUCCAUUAUUGACUGGUCCAAAACAGUUAUCAUUCCAACAGUGAUUUUUCUUCCUUUCAAACUUUUUGGAUGCGGUGGGCACGUGAGAUUGAUUUAUCAGAUAGCCGUCCCCGCUUUCUUGCGCGGCGACGUUUCUCGCUCUAUCAAAAUUGUUUCGAUAGCUGUGUUUGGAGCUUUGUAAAGCAAUGAUAUGCAUUUCUGGUAUCAAUUCAAAGCACGCUGGUGUCGAGAUAAAUGAAAAACAAAGACGAAAGAACGUAAGGUAAUGGUCGAAGGGACACUGGUAGAACUCAAGCGUAGUUUUACGCCUUUCUUCAAGCGUAGUAGAACUACGCUCGGUUUCAAGCAUAGUUCUCCAUUUCACCCCUCUCCCGCCUAUAUAAAUGCAUGGGAGAAUUUCU